Molecule: messenger RNA, 624 nt
Organism: Striga asiatica
Lineage: Eukaryota; Viridiplantae; Streptophyta; Magnoliopsida; Lamiales; Orobanchaceae
Source: the annotation of a GenBank genome assembly
AUGGCUGUUGAGGCCUUGAAUUCAUUGGGCCUUUCCGGCCCAUAUGACGAUGUCGAGCCCAAAUCCACGAAGCGCCACCGCCGGAGCCAAUCGGACGAGGAGUACCUCGCCGCCUGCCUCGUCAUGCUCGCCCGCGGCGGCGCCGCCACCUUCGCCGCAGAUCGGGAGCCCUCCGCCGCAGCUCCGCCGCUGCCGCCUCCGGCGGCGGCUCUCCCCGGCACGCACGCCUGCAGCGUGUGCGGGAAGGCCUUCCCGUCGUACCAGGCGCUCGGCGGCCACAAGGCCAGCCACCGGGUCAAAUCGCCGGCGGACGGCGCCGCCGCCGCAGUCGCCGGACACGUGGCGCCGCUGAACCCGAGCGGGCGACUACACGAGUGCUCCAUCUGCGGCAAGGCGUUCCCCACCGGACAAGCGCUGGGAGGGCACAAGAGGAGGCACUAUGAGGGGGUGAUCGGCGGCGGCGGGGCCGCCAGGAGCCGGACCACCUCGUCGAACGGCGGCGGCGGCGGAGAUCGGGGGACGGCGGGUGUGGCAAGGAACAUAGACCUGAACCUGCCGCCGUCUUCGCCGGAAUCAAGGGGCGACGAAGAAGUGGAAAGUGGUGCCCUGCGUUUGGGAUAUUAG